CUCAAGCAGCGAGGCUCAAACAGGUUUCAGCCACGAUUUCUGUGCUCACCCCGCGUCCAGGCACCAUGGCCCUCCGCGGUGCUUUGCAGCUCUCACGCUUGCGUAUGAUGAAGAUUGAGCUGCCGGAGUUCUCGAAGAGCCGCUUCGCACGCAGAGCCAACAUGAUGGACGAGGACCGCGUGAAGUGGUACAACUGGAACCUGGCCUGCAUCGUACUGACCGCGGUGCCAUUGACAUGGAUGUGGACUGUGAACUAUCGCACCUGUGAAGAGGUGGAGAUGAUCUAUCGCACCAUGGAUCCUAUGGGAACCCUCAAGUUCAAGUACGACUUGAAACUCUUUGGAUCAUAGGAGAGAAGUGAGCGAUGCGCAGGUAGAGUUCUUUGGUGUGUGCUGUUCCGCGAGUUCAGCCACCACCAAGACGUAAACUAAAGAGUCAGAACAUGUCAG
Cladocopium goreaui is the source of this 449-nucleotide messenger RNA. The record is from the annotation of a GenBank genome assembly. Lineage: Eukaryota; Dinophyceae; Suessiales; Symbiodiniaceae.